Malassezia pachydermatis is the source of this 1680-nucleotide messenger RNA. RefSeq names its product poly + mrna-nucleus export-related protein. Gene Ontology annotation, molecular function: inositol hexakisphosphate binding; translation initiation factor binding; phospholipid binding. NCBI's taxonomy places the organism in Eukaryota, Fungi, Basidiomycota, Malasseziomycetes, Malasseziales, Malasseziaceae. Bases 1 to 1680 code for a protein of 559 amino acids. Gene Ontology annotation, biological process: poly(A)+ mRNA export from nucleus; regulation of translational initiation; regulation of translational termination. Gene Ontology annotation, cellular component: nuclear pore cytoplasmic filaments; nuclear pore; cytoplasm. The transcript has a single exon. The record is from RefSeq and is a predicted model, not a curated record.
AUGGCAACGAGCGACAGGGGCCCACCGUCGCAUUUGUCGGCUGUGGUACGCCCGCGGCCUACCGGACGCUACAUUUACGAGUCGUCGUCCGACGAAGAUGGCGAGGAUGGCGAGGUAUGGCCUCGGUCUAGUCGGCGUUUCCCGCUUUUGGACUCGGAUGCCUCCAGUGACGAAGGAGGCGAGCCGACAUCGCAUGCCCGUCGCGAUGUCGCUUCUAUUCGCUUAGCGAAUGAAAUGGAUCCAUGGGAUCAGUGGGAGCUUACAUGUCGCGAGCGGGCGUGGAAACCCGUGCACCGCGCUCGAUCGGUAGCGCCAUCCACAGGACUUACGCCAGCGCCUGACGCUGGUGUGGACGAGAUCAACACGAUUCUCGCCAAGUUCCAAUUACAGCAGCAGGCAACAGAGAAGAAGGAGCGUGAAGCGUUUGAGAAGCGAAAUGCUACGCUAUGGGAAGGCAUUGAAGCGGCUAUCCGGCAGGCCGAGCAGCGCGCGGCGCAGGAAGCCGAGCAGCUGGCCGAGGCGCGACGGAAGCAAGAACGAGCCGAAGCGGAGGCCAAGCGCGCACGCGAAGCUGAGCUGCAACGCAUCGAAGACGAGAAGAAAGCGGCAGCCGCGCGUAAGCAGGCUGAAGAGGCUCGUCAGCGCGAAGCGGAGGCGGAGGCUGCGAAGGCAAAAGCACAGAAUGUAUUCCGCGGUGGUGAACAUGUAUGGGCCGCGGCCAAGGACGAAUACGAGCAUUGGCAAGCACGUAUGGCCUAUAUCAAGACGGAUAUUCUACCUAGCAUUGCGCAGCGGCCUGACUGGCGCAAACAGUGCUUUACUGCGAAACGGGCCAUCACGCCCAAAGUCGGGCAGUUGACCAACUCUCGUGCGGAGAUUGUGCGGAUCACGGCGGCGAUCGGUGCCGUGCUACAGCAGGCGCGUGACGUGCCUGAUAAAGAGGCGUCUGAACGGCUGUACUACUGGUGCCUGAACCAUCUAGCCAAGUGCCUUAUCCGGCAGGCCGAGCAGGAAGUGGCCGCACGCCAAGAGACGGCGUUCCCCCUCGCGCGACUGGUUCUAGGUCUUUUCCUCCAGGGCCAUACUGCUCUUGGUGAUGUGCUUAUGGCGCGUCUCGUGAAAAAAUGUGUCUGGGUCCUAGCGUAUCUUCCGCCACGUGGCUCGAUGGACGAAGCCGAGCACCGACGUCGACUGGGUUUUAAGCCUUGGGACGAGUCGGCGCAGAGCUAUGCGUCGCGGAUGACGGGCAUCUGUGCGCUGUACUUUGCAUGUCUACAAACGCCGCUGGCAUCUGUCGCGGAUGCGAGUGGCUUGCCGGCUGGCCAGAGCUUGGCCGAGGCUGCGAAGCCCAUCCCUUCGGUGUUCCGCCCGUUGCGGUUGUGGGUCUGGCAAGUGCGGGCGAUGACGCCGCCCAUGGCCGAGCAGGCGUUUAUUGUGGGCGUAUGGUGCACGUUCCUGGAAGUAGCUGGGCCAUGUGUGUGUACGCGCUAUGGACGCCAGGGGGCCAAGAUGUGGUCGCUGCUCUUGGACGAAGGCGUUGCGCAGGCCAAGUUGGGGGCGCGAGAGAAGGACGAUGCACAAAAAGCGGCGCUUGUACGUUUGCAGCUCAUGCUGGAGACGUGGCGUACGACGCAGUCUCUGGGCGACCAUGUGUCGCGGGGCCGCGAGAUGGAUCCCUAA